Molecule: messenger RNA, 4887 nt
Organism: Pogoniulus pusillus (Red-fronted tinkerbird)
Lineage: Eukaryota; Metazoa; Chordata; Aves; Piciformes; Lybiidae
Gene: ADAMTS19
Product: ADAM metallopeptidase with thrombospondin type 1 motif 19
Exons: 23
Coding region: 211-3798 (1195 amino acids)
Biological process (GO): proteolysis; extracellular matrix organization
Cellular component (GO): extracellular matrix
Molecular function (GO): metalloendopeptidase activity
Source: RefSeq, a predicted model, not a curated record
CACGGAGAGGCACGGGCACAGCCCCACACCCGCUGUUCCUAUACGUCUCCCGCUGCCGGUGUUGCCCGCCCCGCUGGGACGCGCGCUUCGGGCUCGCCCGCCGAUUCUGGGCGGGCGCCCAGGUGCUUGCGUCCCGCAGCGCUCCCUACCCGGCCGGCUGGGCACGGCCCUCCCUGUCCUGCCUGCUGGCGUCCCGCGGGCGCGGACUCAAUGGGGACGGGUGGGAGGAUGCGCCUGAGCCGCGUCUGCUGCGUGUUCUACCAGUUGUGCGUGCUGUCAAGCGGGCUUGCCGCAGGUCUCCAUGCUUCAGAAGAAACUGAGGAGUGGGAGAUCAUCUUUCCCGCGUUGUGGAGCAGGGGCCAGCAGGAGCCAGCGGGUGGCAGUGGCGGUGGUGGAGGUUGCAGCCCCGAUCCCGGCUGUGGGAACCGGAGCAGCACACUCACCGACCCUGUCAUUCCUAGCCCAGUGGCUAGCAGUUCCCGGGAGGUGCGUUCAGUCUCCUCCUCUGUGGAGGGGCAGGCACAGGCUGUGGGGGAGGCGGCAGAGGAAGAGUACACUGAGGAUGAGUAUGAGUCUCAGGAGUUUUAUCACUGGUCCCCUCUGCCCCAGGGGUCUGGUGCUGCUUCUCAGUUGCCACCACCACCGUCAUCCCCGCUGCCACCUCCAGCAGAGGAUGGAGAUGAGGUGCUGCUGCGGAUCCCAGCUUUUGCUCGGGAGCUCUACCUGCUGCUCAAGAGGGACAGCCGCUUCCUUGCUCCUGGCUUUGCCGUGGAGGAGAGGAUUAGGGGUGAGGGCAGAAGCCCAUCAAGUGCUGCACAGUUGCAACCUGAGAGAGCUUGUUACUACAGUGGUGCCGUCCUCCGCUACCCGGGCUCCUUCGCCUCCUUCAGUACCUGUGGUGGAUUGAUGGGGUUUAUACAGAUUAAUGAGGACUUCAUAUUUAUUGAGCCACUCAAUCACACUUUGGCUGUGACAGGUCAUGCACACAGGGUGUACAGACGAAAAAGGUCCACAGAGGAGAAAAUUUCUGAAAAGACAACCUCUCAGAAUCAGUACUGUGGUGUUGUUACAGAUAAAAGAAAAUCCAAGAAUCAAAAAGGAUCAGAAAAUAGAAGAGGAAAACGAUACUCUUACAAGUUACCUCAGGAGUACAAUAUAGAAACUGUUGUGGUGGCAGACCCAGCUAUGGUUUCGUAUCAUGGAACAGAUGCUGCCAGAAGAUUUAUUCUAACCAUCUUAAACAUGGUUUUUAACCUUUUCCAGCAUAAGAGCCUUGGGCUUCAAGUAAAUCUUCGUGUGACAAAACUUGUCCUCCUUCAUGAGACUCCAACAGAUAUGUAUAUUGGACAUCAUGGGGAAAAAAUGCUGGAAAGCUUCUGCAAAUGGCAACAUGAAGAAUUUGGCAAGAAGAAUGAUAUACACUUAGAAAUGUCAACAAGCUGGGGAGAAGACACAUCUUCAGUGGAUGCAGCCAUACUGAUAACAAGGAAGGAUUUCUGUGUGCAUAAAGAUGAACCAUGUGAUACUGUUGGUAUAGCAUAUCUGAGUGGAAUGUGCAGUGAUAAACGAAAAUGUAUAAUUGCGGAGGACAAUGGUCUGAAUCUCGCUUUUACCAUCGCCCAUGAAAUGGGUCACAACAUGGGGAUAAACCACGACAAUGACCACCCGUCCUGUGCAGAUGGUCUCCAUAUCAUGUCUGGGGAGUGGAUUAAAGGACAGAAUCUUGGAGAUGUUUCCUGGUCCCGGUGCAGCAGGGAGGAUCUGGAAAGAUUUCUCAGGUCAAAGGCCAGUAACUGUCUGCUACAGACGAAUCCUCAGAGCCUCAAUUCUGUGAUUAUUCCCUCCAAGCUUCCAGGAAUGACAUACACUACAGAUGAACAGUGUCAGAUUCUUUUUGGACCAACUGCUUCCUUUUGCCAAGAAAUGCAACAUGUCAUUUGCACUGGGUUGUGGUGUAAGGUGGAAAGUGAGAGUGAAUGCAAGACUAAACUGGAUCCACCAAUGGAUGGAACAGAUUGUGACACUGGAAAGUGGUGUAAGGCUGGAGAGUGCAUCAAUCGGACCUCUUUUGUGGAGCAUACAGAGGGAGAGUGGAGCGCGUGGAGCACUUGCAGUCGCACCUGCGACACUGGAGUCAGCAGUCGGCAGCGCAAAUGUCCUGGUUCAGGGCUUGAAGGAGAGUGUCAUGGUCCCACAAUGCAGUAUAGAGUAUGUGAAAAUCCUUCUUGUCCUGCUGGCAUGCCUGCCUUCAGGGACUGGCAGUGCCAUGCUUUCAGUGUCAGAUCUUCCUAUCAGAAGCACAUGCACCAGUGGCAGGCUGUCAUCAAUGAUGAAAAGCCAUGUGCCUUAUUUUGUUCGCCGUCUGGAAAAGAUCAAGCCAUUCUUCUAAUAGAAAAAGUGAUGGAUGGGACUUCUUGUGGCCAGCAUGGGUUAGAUGUCUGUGCAGAUGGUAAAUGCCAGAAAUUUGGAUGUGAUGGCAUAUUAGGAUCUCUGGCUCGAGAAGAUCAUUGUGGUGUGUGCAACGGUAAUGGAAAAUCAUGCAAAGUUAUUAAAGGUGACUUUAACCAUACCAGAGGAGCAGGUUAUGUGGAAGCUUUGGUGAUACCUGCAGGAGCAAGGAGAAUCAAAGUUGUAGAAGAAAAACCUGCUCACAGUUAUUUAGCUCUACGAGAUUCUGGAAAACAGUCAAUCAAUAGUGACUGGAAGAUAGAGCAUUCAGGAAUGUUCAAUAUCGCUGGGACCACUGUCCAUUAUGUUCGGAGAGGUCUCUGGGAGAAGAUAUCAGCCAAAGGUCCCACGACUUCACCUUUACAUUUACUGGUGUUGCUCUUCCAUGACCAGAGCUAUGGUCUACACUAUGAGUACACAAUCCCACUGGAUCCUCUUCCUGAAAAUCAAAGUUCUAAAGUUCCAGAGCCUCUUUUCAUGUGGACUCACUCAGGCUGGGAGGACUGCGAUGCUGUAUGUGGAGGAGGAGAAAGAAAGACAACAGUCUCUUGCACAAAGAUUAUGGACAAGAAUAUCAGUCUUGUGGACAACAAGAAGUGCAAAUACUUAACAAAACCUGAACCACAGAUCCGCAAGUGCAAUGAGCAACCGUGCCAGACCAGAUGGAUGAUGACAGAGUGGACUCCAUGUUCAAGGACAUGUGGAAAAGGAACCCAGAACAGACAAGUGGCCUGCACACAGCAGCUCAGAAAUGGGACCCUGAUCAGAGCUAGGGAAAGGGAUUGUCUUGGACCCAAGCCCACUUCAGCACAACGCUGUGAAGGCCAGGACUGCAUGACUGUGUGGGAAGCAGGAGUCUGGUCUGAGUGCUCUGUAAAGUGUGGUAAGGGAGUACGUCAUCGGACUGUGAGGUGCACCAAUCCCCGCAAGAAGUGUAUUUUGUCCACAAGACCUAAAGAAGCAGAGGACUGUGAAGACUAUUCCAAAUGUUACAUCUGGAGAACGGGAGACUGGUCUAAGUGCUCCGUCAGCUGCGGCAAAGGGAUGCAGUCCCGAGUCAUUCAGUGCAUGCACAAGAUCACAGGAAGGCAUGGAAAUGAGUGCUUUUCCUCAGAAAAGCCUGCAGCCUACAGACCUUGUCAUCUCCACCCAUGCAAUGAGAAAAUUAAUGUCAAUACAAUAACAUCACCUAGGUUAGCUGCUUUGACAUUCAAGUGCCUGGGAGACCAGUGGCCUGUAUACUGCAGGGUGAUAAGAGAGAAGAACCUCUGUCAAGACAUGAGGUGGUAUCAGCGGUGCUGUGAGACUUGCAGGGACUUUUAUGCGCAAAAAAUGCAACAGAAAAGUUGACCUCUAUCAGACUGGCUGGCUCUUCACUCUUUGCAAUCUUACUAUUUAUAAACACACUUGUUCACACACACAGACACAAACACACACUCUUCUUCAGGCCAAAUAUUACAUAUUACAGAUUACCUAUAAUUUAAUCAAAGUAAUUUAUUUUUGCCUGCCAGACAUUCUUAAUCGUUUUGAUUAGUCAGCCAACUUGUUUUAUCUUCUGAAAUUUGCAUAAUUAAUUCUUAUAGGAACACUUUUGGAUACAUUUAUCAGAAUGUUUAUGAAAUAGUAACUAGUAUUUUAAAUGUUUAUUUUCAGUAGGGUCAUGUCUCUGUUGCCAAAAAGAAAAGAAAAGAAAAUAUAAGAAAAAAAAAGAAAAAGGAAAAAAAAAAGUCAUGCUAUCUUGAAUUUAUUUUAAUUUAGCUGAAUAGCUUUGUUGUAUAUGGAAACAAAGCUCAUUUUAUUACAUUUUUGGAAUUCAAAGUCAGAAUGAUCUUGUGUAUUUUGCAACAGAUGUUGAGGUGAGUAAGCUAACAUUAUUGAAUAGGUUAUUACAGAAUGUAUUGUGAAAUCAGUUAAUUUGAUUUAGAAACUAAAGGGGAUAAUCUACUGUAACUUAUAAACAAGAAUAUUAAGAUAGCUAAGUAGGAAUUUUGAUCAUUCUCAUGGACACAUACUUGAACACAGAUAUUAAAUCAAUGAAACACUGUAGAGAUUUACACUGAAUCACUGUUGCACUGUUUGAGGUAGUGUAGAGAAAUGCAGUUCUAGAACUUGUACCAUCCUAUGAGUCCACCUCUGUACUGUUUUAACACGUCACUUGAUUUUAAAUGUUUUGAAGCAAAAGACUUAUGCCCCUCUAUACCUUUGUGUGUCCUUCUGCAGAUUUAUGAAUGGAAGAGUCCUUCCUCCUACCACUUCUAUAAAUGAAUCUGAUUAAUAUUUUCAGUUCUCUGUGGAUGAUAUAGAAAAUAGCAUUGUAAUACUACUUUAGUUUUAUCUUUGUUGUAUGAAAAAGUCUUUAUAAAAAUUAAAUGUUUUACAGUGUUGUGAAACGUUAUGAACAGCUAAAAUUUUCCUUAUGAGAAAAUAUUGUACAUGAUU